UUUUUAUAUCUUAGAUGCCUACACAACAGCUGAAGUGGUCUACUCGUGGACACUGGGGAAGAACAAAUCCGUGGAAGUGGCGCAGGACGGCUCUCGUCUCAACCAGUAUGACUUGCUUGGCCAUGUUGUUGGGACAGAGAUAAUCCGAUCAAGUACCGGAGAGUAUGUCAUCAUGACUACCCACUUCCAUCUCAAGAGAAAAAUUGGCUACUUUGUGAUCCAGACUUAUUUGCCAUGUAUCAUGACUGUCAUUCUUUCACAAGUGUCUUUCUGGCUCAACCGGGAAUCUGUUCCUGCCCGCACGGUCUUUGGUGUCACCACUGUUCUCACCAUGACGACCUUGAGUAUCAGUGCCAGAAACUCCUUACCUAAGGUGGCAUAUGCGACGGCCAUGGACUGGUUCAUAGCCGUCUGUUAUGCUUUCGUAUUUUCUGCGCUGAUCGAAUUUGCCACUGUCAACUAUUUCACUAAAAGGAGUUGGGCUUGGGAAGGAAAGAAGGUGCCGGAGGCCGUGGAGGUGAAGAAAAAGACUCCAGCAGCCCCGGCGAAGAAAACGAGCACCACCUUCAACAUCGUGGGGACCACUUAUCCCAUCAACCUGGCCAAGGACACCGAGUUCACUACCAUCCCCCAGGGCGCCGGCGCUGCCGCUGCCGCCAGUGCAACCUCAACCCCGACGCUCAUCGCUUCUCCCAAGACCACUACCUACGUGCAGGAAAUCCCAGCUGAGACCAAGACCUACAACAGUGUCAGCAAGGUUGACAAAAUUUCCCGCAUAAUCUUCCCAGUGCUCUUUGCCAUUUUCAACCUGGUGUACUGGGCUACCUACGUGAACAGGGAGACAGCUAUCAAGGGCAUGAUCCGUAAACAGUAGAUAGUGGUGAGGCCACACCCAGAGCACUCUCUCCCCCAGGAGGCAACCAGGCCCCUAACCCCGGAGCUCCCCUUGAUGUGUUUCAAGAUCUUUGUUUUGACCCUCUACCAAGCUCUGACUCCAGUUCAUAUUUGAGUCUCGGUGAAAAAAGUAAUGAAAAAAUUGUACUUGUCCCACGAACAUUAGUGAGUGUGCCCUCAUCAGAGCCGAACACUGCCAUUUUUCCAGUUGGCCAUCUUAGCCUGCCUGUCUCCCCAGCCCACAAUACUGCAUGCAUUCAUUUGCCCUCUGCCCGCUGCAGAAAGAACAGGAGACAAUAGUCCCCUCCCAGUGGAUGAUUUGGCUUUUUGAGAGGUUCAAAGCAAGAA
This is a messenger RNA of Sorex fumeus (smoky shrew), 1242 nucleotides long. RefSeq names its product gamma-aminobutyric acid type A receptor subunit alpha3 (gene GABRA3). Gene Ontology annotation, molecular function: GABA-gated chloride ion channel activity; GABA-A receptor activity; inhibitory extracellular ligand-gated monoatomic ion channel activity. Gene Ontology annotation, cellular component: GABA-A receptor complex; postsynapse; dendrite membrane. The coding region runs from base 173 to 874 and encodes 233 amino acids. The transcript is spliced from 4 exons. Lineage: Eukaryota; Metazoa; Chordata; Mammalia; Eulipotyphla; Soricidae. The record is from RefSeq and is a predicted model, not a curated record. Gene Ontology annotation, biological process: gamma-aminobutyric acid signaling pathway; synaptic transmission, GABAergic; signal transduction.